AUGACUACUCUAGUUGAACAAUUAUACAACAUAGAUAAAUUGCGCGAAUGCAAGUAUCUAAAUGCUGCAGCAUGGGUGGUGUUUACGUUCGGUGUGUCAAAGGUCUUGUUUUUGUCCUUAAACUUCGCUAAGAUGCUUUUGGACCUUUUUGUUAUUCCAGGUCCUAACUUCAAGAAAUACGGUAAGGGUAAGGGUGCCUAUGCUGUGGUUACUGGUGCCAGUGAUGGUAUCGGUAAGGAGUACGCAAAACAAUUGGGUAAACGUGGUUUCAACUUGAUUUUGAUCAGCAGAACUGAAUCUAAGUUGGUAGCUUUAAAGCAAGAAAUCGAGAAUGAAUGUAAGAUUGAUGUCAAGACUUUAGCUAUUGAUGUCAGCGCAGACACCAAGGAAAACUAUGCUUUAAUCAGAGAAGUUUGUUCUGGCCUACCUGUUACUGUCUUGAUCAAUAACGUUGGUAAAUCUCACUCUAUUCCAGUUCCAUUUGAUGAAACUGAAGAAUCCGAAUUGAGAGAUAUUAUUACCAUCAACAACACUGCUACUUUGAUGAUAACUCAAACUUUGCUACCACAAUUGAAAGCUAGUGUUAAGACUUUGAAGUGUCGCGGGUUGAUUUUGACGAUGGGUUCCUUCGGUGGGUUACUCCCAACUCCAUUCUUGGCUACUUACAGUGGUUCUAAGGCAUUUCUCCAGAGUUGGUCUAAUGCUUUAGCCGGAGAACUAUCCAGAGACUCUAUUGAUGUUGAAUUGGUUUUGUCCUACUUGGUUACAAGUGCCAUGUCCAAGAUUAGAAGAUCAAGUGCUCUCAUUCCUAACCCUAAGAACUUUGUUAAAUCUGCUUUGAACUCCAUUGGAAAACGCGGUGGUGCCCAAGAGCGUUAUGCUACCACUACUCCUUACUGGUCUCAUGCUUUCUACCACUUUAUUAUUGUCAACACUGUAGGCGUUUACUCUAAGAUAGCUAAUAGCAUUAACUACUCUUUCCAUUUGAGUAUCAGAAAGAGAGCCUUGAAGAAGGCUGCGAGACAAGCGAAGAAAGAAUAA
This is a messenger RNA of Kluyveromyces marxianus DMKU3-1042, 1041 nucleotides long. It is a transcript of the gene IFA38, whose product is annotated as ketoreductase. The record is from RefSeq and is a predicted model, not a curated record. The transcript has a single exon. Gene Ontology annotation, molecular function: ketoreductase activity. Lineage: Eukaryota; Fungi; Ascomycota; Saccharomycetes; Saccharomycetales; Saccharomycetaceae. Gene Ontology annotation, cellular component: endoplasmic reticulum. Gene Ontology annotation, biological process: fatty acid elongation. The coding region runs from base 1 to 1041 and encodes 346 amino acids.